UACCAGUGAUGGUCUGCUUUACGGCAGUGUCGCAAAACUCACGGGACUCUUCUUCAGACUCGGUGCUCCAUGGAAACACGUCUGGAGUUCUGUUUACACUCAUGGGGAGCUAACAGCUACGGGCAGCUGGGACAGGGACAUGUGGAGGACCAGCCCGGUCCCCGGCUCUCUGACAGCGCCGCCUUACAAAACCGGGAAGUCCGGACCAUCAGCGGGGGAGGCGGCCACACCGUGAUUAUCACCGAGAGUGGAGAAGUGUUUGCAUGUGGACAGAACAACAAAGGACAACUGGGACUCGGCCACAUUGCAGAUAUCUCCACUCUUCAAUUGUGCCCCAUCUCAAAUCAGAGAGUCACAAACGUAGCCUGUGGUUGGGAUUUCACUCUUCUUCUCACCGAUUGUGGUCAACUACUGGCAUGUGGCUCCAAUGCAUUUGGUCAACUGGGUGUCGGACCAGCAGUCACACACUCUGCAAAUCUGCUGGCUGUUGAGGGUCUAAAGGAGCCAGUGGUGAGUGUAGCAGCCGGACUUAGACACUCACUUGCUGUGACUGACUCAGGUCGUGCAAAUCAAUGGGGAACUGGUCUUUUCAGCCAUGCUAAGAGAGCACUCAGUCCAUGCCCUGUCCCAGCUCACCUCGGCUCUAAGGUGCCCUCUCUGGUACCAGGUCUGGAUCAGAGGACAUCACGUCUGGUAGCAGCAGGUUCAGUACACUGUGUGUGUCUUACAGGAGAUGGUGAUUUGUUUCUAUGGGGAAGCAAUAAGCACGGCCAGCUGACCGGCACUGAGCCCUUCCUGUCUUCUCCCACUCUACUGAGGCGAUCUCUGUUGGAUGGAGAGAAAGUUAUAAACGUGUGGAGCGGCUGGACGCACACUGUCGCUCAAACGGAGAGUGGCAGAGUGUUCACAUGGGGCAGAGGAGAUUAUGGGCAGCUGGGCCGACAAGCGUCAAGCAGUCAGGACCAAGAGCCGCAGGCAGACGGCCCUGUAGCAGAAGGUGGCUGCCGGGAGGUUGGCCUCCCUGCCGAGGUUAAAGUCCUCCACGGAGCAACACAGAUAACGUGUGGAUCUGAACAUAACCUUGCCAUCGUGGGGGGGCGUCUCCUCUCGUGGGGCUGGAAUGAACACGGAAUGUGUGGAGACGGUUCACAGGCUGACGUCUUUCAUCCACAGAUCAUUUCUGGCCUAAGACCUCUUCUAAUUGGCUGUGGAGCCGGACACUCCAUGGCAUUGUGCGCCGCUGCGACGACGAGCUCGACACAGAACUCUGCAUCGAGCGCCACUGGAGCUGGAACAUGUAUCCAGCACGACAAUCAGAGACUAUAAAAAGAGUGAUUUUGAGGGAUUCCUGUUUUUAGUCGGUGCUCUGUGGAGCCCACAUACGAUCAUAUUAAGUGCCCUUGACUAUACAUUAACUUUCACUUAUUUUUUUUUUUAAACACUACCUACUUGAACAGAUCGCAUGUGAAAUGCAGCUGUCAUAAAUACUCCUGUGUGGCUGGACGCAGGCUGAGUUAUGUUUCAGGUGGCAGAGGCCAGCUCAUCACUUUUAUGGACAUGAUGGGGGCAAUAGCUUAGCAGGACACGACAGUGCCUAUGGCUGCUGGUCCACCUGCAACGUUUGUCUUCUGAAUGAUGCCGUUAUGGACCAUGUGAAGGAUGGUCUACACUCUUCCUAUAGCUUCAUCUUCCCAUGUCAUUGGUUUUACAGCUGUGAUCUUGAGUGUCAGGGGCAGUCAAUCUAUGCACCUCAUACUGUCACAUUUUGAUUUAGCACGUAGACGUACUGGACAGUAUUUUUUUUCUUGUCAAAAUGUCCACCUCCUAUUCAUGUUCUCGUGAGCCUGUGUCAUACAUGUUCUUAUGUGCACCAUUGUAAUGCUUUAUUAAUUCAUCUUAGAGGAAACCCGUCUCCUGCCUUUGACCCAACCUACAUAUGUAUAAGCAGGGGACAUCUGCAGUGCAGCACCUGGGUGCAAACUGCAGUGUCUCGGUCAAAGGCAAUAGCAAGACCCAGAUAGGCUCAUAUCUGCAUCACGCCUGCUGGUUUUUAUUUUUUAAAAGUUCUAAUUUUAUAGAAGUUCUAAUUGUAUGAUUGUGGUUUAUGCAAAUUAAAUUAGGAAAAUAUCUGCCAGACUGUUAGUCACCUGCCUUAAGUUAUUAUAUUAUUUAAAUAAAAACGAUGUUACAUGGAUUAAUUUGGAAAAAUAAAAAUAAAUAAACCAACACUCGUUGAAAAAUUUA
This is a messenger RNA of Mugil cephalus (flathead mullet), 2244 nucleotides long. RefSeq names its product secretion regulating guanine nucleotide exchange factor (gene sergef). The record is from RefSeq and is a predicted model, not a curated record. NCBI's taxonomy places the organism in Eukaryota, Metazoa, Chordata, Actinopteri, Mugiliformes, Mugilidae. The transcript has 11 exons. Bases 70 to 1326 code for a protein of 418 amino acids.